Molecule: messenger RNA, 1566 nt
Organism: Plectropomus leopardus (leopard coralgrouper)
Lineage: Eukaryota; Metazoa; Chordata; Actinopteri; Perciformes; Serranidae
Source: RefSeq, a predicted model, not a curated record
UUCACCAACAUGGUUAGUUUAUUUUGCUGAACAGUACAGCAGUCAGUUCACAGAGAGUUCAUUUCUUAUUUUGAAAGUCGGUCUAACACCGAAGCCUUCCACAUUUACCGCCAGCCGGAGCUCCGUCAUGUCGGGGACGCAGCUGCUCAGGCUGCGGAUGAAGGAGCGGCUGUCGGCGGCUGCAGAGGAAAUCUUCGGGCUGGUCGAGAAGACGAUAGCGGAGUAUCAGGAUGAAGCUGUCCGCUCCAAGAGAGAAGUCAUCGAGCUGAGGCAGCAGAUCGAGCAGCUGGCCUUUUUAAAACCUGCAGUAGUGUUAUUCAAAGCCGACACCGUGCUGAUCCCUGAGGAACCGCCUGCUUCUUUGCAGCAAUCUGUCAUUAAGAUGGAAGAGAUUCCCGUUCAGGAGCAAACACAGAUCCAAGAGCACCCACAGCCCUACCCACAGGUCAAGGAGGAGAGGGUGGAUCAGUGGAUCAGUCACAACAUGGAGGCAGGUACUUCUAACGAAUGCAGAGCCAAGAGAGAAAUCAACCUGUUGAAACGGCGGAUUGAGCAGCGGACUGUUUUAACAGAUGGAGUAACGCUCUUCGGACCAGAAACUCCUCAGCGUGGACACGGACCGUCUGGUGAUGGACCUCUUUCAGCCAGUCCCGCAACAGACGACAAGAAACUGCUGACUAUGAUGAGCGAACUGAUUCACCACUUGACUCAGUUUACUGCUGAGGUGAAACCGCAACUGACCGCAAUGAACACUAAAUUGCUCUCCAUUCAGGGGAGGAUUACUGCUGUAGAAGCCAAUGUGAACUGCAGCACCAGUGUGGAGGAGAUUAAGAGGAAAAAACGGGCGCACAAUUGUAAAAUUGAGGAAACAGUGCGACGUCUUCACAACUCUGAGGCAAAUUGGAAGCGCUACAAACCAGAGCAAGGACUGUACUCGGCUCACAACAAGGCAGUCACUUCUUAUUUGGUCAAAGCUGUAGCUGCAAGUUCGGAUUUGUACAAUAUGGAUAAUGACGCCAUUCUAUCUGCCUGUAGGGACUACUAUGAGACAUUAUGCAGAAACCUGCGGUACAGCCAGCCGCCAGAUCUUGCAGCUCAGGCGGCAGCCAUGAAGUAUUCAGCUGUGAGCCGACAGAGAAGGAAGAGGCUGCUGGAAGCGAGGCAGAGUGUACUAGCGCCAAAUGAAAUGGACUUCUGGAGUGGCAUCACAAUGGACAUGAUGUCCGAUGAGGAGGACGGCUGCUUUGGGGGCGUGUCUGGGUUCAUCGUGCGGCCGCCAUCCUUUCGCAGCCAGGAGCUCUCAGAUCUGUGUGCCACGCUUCAGAAAAGACUGGAGGCUAGUCCGAAGUACACGGCGACACAUCCCAAACGUCUGCGCAUCGGCCCGCCUUCGGACAGGAUGCCUUUGAACUCAUACGACAAAGAUGCAGCAAAAAGACAUUUCAAGGCUCAUCUGAUGCCCCAGGUCCUGCUGUAACAUAACUCGUGGUAUUGUUUUUGUUAUUUUUGUAUCUGCUAAUACUUCUAAAGAUUUACAUUUAAUCAACACAUAUUUUACAAAUGUUU